This is a messenger RNA of Gadus macrocephalus (Pacific cod), 1287 nucleotides long. Its product is annotated as kelch repeat and BTB domain-containing protein 13. Gene Ontology annotation, molecular function: protein binding. The record is from RefSeq and is a predicted model, not a curated record. Lineage: Eukaryota; Metazoa; Chordata; Actinopteri; Gadiformes; Gadidae.
GGCGUGUGGGCCCAGCAGCUAUCUAUAGCCCCCAGUCUAUUUCCAGACCCCGGGUGCAUGCAGCCCUGCACACCUUCUCAAAUCCUUAUUUACCUCUGAAAUCAGAAGUAAAAACCGCAGCCAUGACGGCCGUCCACUGUCACACACUCAACGUGUGAUCGUAAUCGUUCGCUCGCGCGGAUUCGACGUUCACAGGUCAUGGAGGCCCGUGGAAGCCUGGGCCUCGCCGGAAUCCCUCCUGCCCAGGACGGUGGCCCUGCCCCGGGGGACGGCGACGACCAGCCAGCCGGCUCCCUGAGGGUGAGGGUGGAGGACUGCUGGAUCGCGGCCGACCGGGGCCUGCUGGCCAGGCACAGCGACUACUUCACGGCGCUCUUCCACUCGGAGAUGGCCGACAGCCGGCGAGACGAGCUGCACGUCCGGGGCGGCCUGAGCGCUCGGGGUUUCCUGAUCAUGCUGGCGGUGUGCAGGGGCGAGGCGGUGACCCUGAGCGACCCGGAAGAGCUGUGGGACGCCGUGGAGUGUGCGGCGUUCCUCCAGGCGGAGGCGCUGACGCGGCACCUCUGCGACGUGGUGGACUCGGCCAACUGCCUGGCCCUGUACAGCGCGGCCCGCGUCUUCGGCGUGCACGAGCUCUACCACGCCGCCGCGCUCUUCCUGUGCGACGCCCGCGAGGACCUCUGGGAGGACGCCCCUGGCAGCGGCCUGCCGGAGGAGCUGCUGGAGUACUCGCGCUCCCUGUCCCCGGCCAGCUUCGUGGCCCUGGGGACGCACACGCCGACCACGGAGAGCCUGAGCGGCGCCUUCCGCGUGGUCCUGCACCUGGACGAGGAGGGGAGGGGCGGGUGGCGGCACCUGACCCACCUGCCCGCCCUCUGCUCCACCUCGCUGGCCGGCGUGGCCGUCCUCCACAACCGCCUCUACAUCGUGGGCGGGGUCCGCGGCUACGGCAAGGAGACGGUGGACGGGGGCCACUGCUACGACCCGGAGGCCGACGCCUGGGCCCCCGUCCCGGGGCCCGCCCAGCCCCGGUGUGACUUCACCCUGCUGGGCCACGAGGGCCGGCUCUACGCCGUGGGCGGGACGCACCGAGGGACAACCAGCGCUUCGGCGGAGGCCUUCGACGUCGCCACGGCGACGUGGAGCCCCAUCCGCGACGCGCCCCGGCCCGUGGCGUCGGCCGCCUGCGCCGUCGCCCGCCGCAGGAUGUUCGUGUGCUUCUGGCGCCCGCCCGACACCACGGAGAUCUACGAGUACGCGGCGGCGGGCGACGCCUGGACAUGCUGA